Molecule: messenger RNA, 4465 nt
Organism: Carlito syrichta (Philippine tarsier)
Lineage: Eukaryota; Metazoa; Chordata; Mammalia; Primates; Tarsiidae
Gene: TNFRSF19
Product: TNF receptor superfamily member 19
Exons: 10
Coding region: 83-1336 (417 amino acids)
Biological process (GO): positive regulation of canonical NF-kappaB signal transduction; positive regulation of JNK cascade
Cellular component (GO): plasma membrane
Molecular function (GO): protein binding; signaling receptor activity
Source: RefSeq, a predicted model, not a curated record
AGAUUCACCCACUUGCUGAAAUCAAGACUCGCGCCCUUAGAUGAAGCAGCCUCUCCAGCAAUAACUGUGUUUGAUCAGAACGAUGGCUUUCAAAGGGUCACUAGCACCCCAGAGAACGCUUUUCACCCUUGUGGUCUUACUCGCCUGUUUGUCAUGUAAAGUGAUUUGUGAAACAGGAGACUGCAGACAACAAGAAUUCAAGGAUCGGUCUGGGAACUGUGUUCUCUGCAACCAGUGUGGGCCAGGCAUGGAGUUAUCUAAGGAGUGUGGCUUCGGCUACGGGGAGGACGCGCAGUGUGUGACGUGCCGGCCACACAGGUUCAAGGCGGACUGGGGCUCCCAGAAGUGCAAGCCGUGCCUGGACUGUGCGCUGGCCAACCGCUUCCAGAGGGCCAACUGCUCGGCCACUGGUGAUGCCGUCUGCGGGGACUGCCUGCCAGGGUUUUAUAGGAAGACGAAGCUCGUUGGCUUCCAGGACCUGGAGUGCGUGCCCUGUGGAGACCCGGCCCCGCCCUAUGAGCCACACUGCGCCAGCAAGGUCAACCUCGUGAAGAUCGCGUCCACGGCCUCCAGCCCGCGGGACACUGCCCUGGCCGCCGUCAUCUGCAGCGCCCUGGCCACCGUCCUGCUGGCACUGCUCACCCUGAGUGUCAUCUACUGCAAGAGGCAGUUCAUGGAGAAGAAACCCAGCUGGUCUCUGCGGUCCCAGGACAUUCAGUACAACGGCUCUGAGCUGUCCUGUUUUGACAGACCCCGUCUCCACGAGUAUGUGCCCAGAGCGUGCUGCCAGUGCCGCCGGGACUCAGCCCAGGCCUGCGGGCCGGUGCACUUGAUCCCGUCCCUGUGCUGUGAUGAGGCCUGCAGCCCCAACGGGGUGGCGCUCGGCUGCGGGGUGCAUUCUGUGGCCACACUUCAGGAGAGACACGCAGGCCCGGCGGGGGAGACGCCGCCCACCCUCUUCCGGCCCCUGUCGCGGUCCCUCUGCGGCGAGUUUUCCGACGCCUGGCCGCUCAUGCAGCAUCCCAUGGGCGGGGACAGCAUCUCUUCUUGUGACUCUUAUCCUGAACUCACCGGAGACGACAUUCACUCCCUCCGCCCAGAAAGUGGAGGCUCAGCAUCUCUGGAUUCAAAGAGCAGUCAGGAUUGGGCCGGCGGAGCCGUCCCCGCUGAGGCUCCUCCCGACAGCUUGACGGCAGCGACAGGUUCAUCCGGACGGAACCACAUGCUGGCAGAAGCAGCUCUAGCUCAAGAGGUGCCAGCCUCGAGGAGCCAGCUGGGCCUGGAGAGCGGAGACAUCGUGACCCUGGCCACACAGACGCCCCUGCAGGAAGCUUGAAGGACUUACUUCUCUCUGCAGUAGAAGUGUGUUUGGAAACCAAAGGCACCCUUCUGUCGGGCUCAUGGACUGAGCAGGGCCUGGACCUUGAGUGGCUUCUGGGGAGAGAAUAAAUCUGACCCAAAUGCGGGCAUGUGAAGCCUUUCAUCAGCAGCUCCUGCGCCAGACCGGCUGUCAGCUGAAACCCCCGUGAACAGCAAGGACAGACUCCACGCCAACUUUGAGGCUUUGCAACAAGCUUCUUUGCCACAAGAGUGACUUCAAAGACCCAAGGGUUGACUUUGCAGCCUACGAGACUGCGGACUUAUAACAUGAAACAGAAAUGCAGCCAUGCGUAUUUUUAUGGUGCGUGUGGUUGUACAGGGCUGAAGACCCAGAGUAGACAUUUUCAUUUCCUCGUUCUUUACCAGAAAUAAGUUCAUGUCACCUAUGAAAUGUCAGCCUAAUUACCUUCACCUUUAUGUGGAAUGGGUUCAAAAGUGAGUGUUUCUAUCGGAGAAGGUCGCCUUUCCAUCACCUAAACUGACUAGCUUAGAGGGUGGAAUUGACUUCAUUCUGACGGCCUCAGUCUGGGGUUGGUGAGAUGAAGUUGACCGGCCUGACCAGGGAUCAGAGAGCAGCUCUCACCCAGCGUCACUUCUGGGGUCACUUCUCACCUUCACCUGUCUCGUGACCACCUGUGGUGCCCAUCCCAGGGGGCCUGGGCUAGUGGAUGUCACCCACCCGGAGUUAAAAACCACUCAGUGCAUGUACCAUAGAGAUACGUGUGCAAAGGAUAGCAUGUUAAUGUGAAAACGAAUUGUCAUAGAAACAUCAGUGACAUCCGUCCCUGUGCCUGGGCUUAGAAGAUCCAGAAUUUCUUUUCUAGAAAAGUGGCAUGGAUAAACAUAGUGAUCUUUGGCUUGCAUUGUAUCUUAUACUGAAGACUUUAGAAAUGACAGCCUAUCAGGGCCCUACUACUGAAGAAGCUUGGACACACUUUGUGUUAGAACCAGAAGGAAACACACGAUCGGCAGGGCCGUCGAUGAGGUGAGCCAGCUGCGAUGCCCCGUAUCAUUUGGCCGGGCAGUGCUGUGCGGCCUCCAGUCUUGUGAGAUGAGUUAUCACAUCGUCCCUAUUUUGGCCAGAAGAGGUUGGGUUAAGAGAAUGGUGCUUCUCUCUGCUAAGGAGCUCUCUCCCUCCCACCUUGGUUCGUACGCACCAGACUUGUCUCUGGAGCCAAGAAAUUUACCCCGGUCCAGUCAUGAAACAGAGAAUGGCUCGUGGACUUGUGACCCUGUUGCUCUGCAGAGGAGUUCACGGAGCAGGGUUUUUUCCCCCUGCUUGGACCUACAUGGCCAGAUCUGUUCCUUGUCUUUGCACUGCUUACUCUAGCUCUGUCACAGUUACACUUAACAUCAGUUUGGGAGGGCAGUGGUCCCCAAGCUUUUUGGCAUCGGGGACCAGUUUCACGGAAGACAAUUUUUCCACAGACGGGAGGAGAGGGGGUCAUCAGGCAUUAGAGUCCUAUGAGAGGCCACAACCUAGAUCCCGUGCAUGCCCAGUUCACAACAGGGUUUGUGCUCCUAUGAGAACCUAAUGCUGUGGCUGAUCUGAUGGGAAGGGGAGCUCAGGGGGUUAUGCAGGCGAUGGGAGCCUGUAAAUACAGGUGAAGCUCCACCCACCUGCCGCUCACCUCCUGCAGUGCAGCCCGGUUCCUGACAGCCGGUUCCUGACAGGCCACAGUCCUUUACCAGUCUGUGUCCUGGGGGUUGGGGACCCCUGUGUAAGAUUUUGUUUUGGCCCUGCUUUCCCACCUCAGUGUCUUUUACCCACCAUUUAACCUGAAUAUUACAAUUAAGCUCUUUUCUAGGGUGUUUCCAUCUUCUCACUCCUAGCUUCAUCACCCCCCAACUUUCUCUCUUCAAGCUGUCCAAAAGGUUUAGUGAGCCUCUUCCCCAUGGCCUUUCUCUGCUCGUGGUUUCGGGUUCUGAUCUGUGUGUGUGGUUUGCCUGUGUCUGGUACCGCUCAUGGCCCCGAUUCCUUUCCCAGAAACAGGAAAGUCGUGUCUCUUGGUCACCCCCCGGCCCCAGUCUUUCAUGUCUAUCCAGUGUCCCGUCAUAACUGACUGACUUUCCCUCUUUUCCUUCUUUCGCAUAGACCAGUGGCUCUUAAGCUUUGGUAGUCAUCAGCUCUUGUGAGGAUUGCCCUUAGGACACUCUGUAAACUAUUUAGGAUUUGAGCCUAAGAGGGCCAUGAAAAUGCGAGUCAAGCGUCCUCAGGCAACUUCACUGGAACUCACAUGUGUGCGCCGUUGUUUGCAAUCUGAUCACUUCUGUUAUGACAGAAGGAUGAUCAAAGUGAGCCAGGGCUCUAAGCCUUUGUGUGACCUGACUGUAUCUUCCAUAUGUGGGGCCCUGAGUCACUUCAAAGACAAAUACUUGCUGGAGAAAGCCAGAUGGGUGGGAAUGAGACUUUGGCCAAAAAUCCUGAAACUUCACUUUUGAUCAGGAGAGAAAGGCUUAGGGCUGAAACUGAUUUCUCUUGAUACCACACCUGAAAACCCAGGGGUUACUUGUACCUAGAUGAAGACAUUUCACCCCCAUCUGUUCUAGAAACAUACAACGAUGUCAUAUCUUACACUCUUUGUCAACAUUUGAGAAAAAAUCCAACUUGCGUGUUCACGCUGCAGGACUAUCCGGUGGCAUGUUCCGGUGGCACGUGGUCAGCUCAGCUGCCCGAGGGCUGACACUCAAGGUCCGUGGUGGAGAGUCUGGGGGUACAGGGGUACACAGGCUGGGUGCGCAUCCUGGGGAGGGAACUUUCACACUGCCGACACGGAUGAGAUAAGGAUUUAAGGGCGGCCGAGUAAAGCCACGACUCUUCUAAUUCUGUGUAUAUGAAAUAUAUUUUUAAAAGACCGCGUUUUCUUUAAAGUGUUCGUACUGCUGUUACCUAGGUUAAGCAUGGUUGUCUGUGCUAGUAAGAAAAUUUAAAAAUUCAUUAUUGCUUUAAGAUAGCUUGAAUCAAUUUAGAGUUCAUCAUUACUAUUUUGCAUACUGGAAUUUAUACAUUUGUAAAUUAUCCUUUUCUUAUACAAAUAGUUUUGUAAAACCUUUUUUUAUUGGUGAAUAAACUUGUUGCCUGGUU